CUCUCUUUUUCUCUUGCGGGAAAAGAAUCAGUCAAAAUCAUGAAUAUUCUCUUGAUCUCUUCUCCUUCCUUACACCUUCCUCACAACUGCUCCAUCUUCUACUCUUCUACUCCUCACUGAUUUUGGAUUUCAUAUUAGAAGCAAAAUUAAAGCUGAAUUAAAUACUUGGGCUACAGUGAAAAUGGCAGGUGCAAAUAAAGCUUUCAAAAUAUGUAGUAGUGUAUCUGAAGCACUGAGUUACAUGCCAUUUUCGCUGCAAUACACUGAGCCUAACACUAAGAAUGACCUCUGGGUAUUUUGGAGCCAACACAAUAACGAGUUUCCUACUGUCUUCCCCAGCACUGCUUACACUACUAUCUAUCAUGAUACCAUCAAGGAGAAAAUCACAUCCGCUCUCAAGAAUGCCUACAUUUCUGACAACUUCGGAUGCUGGUUGGUUCAAUUUUGGGCACCUAUAACCACUAACGAUCAGAUUUUUCUAACAACUUGUGACCUACCUUUUGGUCUUACGAAACUCCAUGAAGGACUUUGUUUUUAUAGGUCAGAGUGUCUGAAAUUUAGAAUUCCUAUUAUAACUGAUUGUUCUGAGAAUGAGUAUCGACUUGGUCCUGCUGGACGCGUGUUCCAACAUGGUUUGCCUGAAAUGAGUCCAGAUGUUUCUCGUCAUUCUGCCAAUGAUUAUCCUCAGCAUGACUUGGCUGCAGCUGCUGGUUUAGGGAACUACUUGGCUGUACCGAUUUUUGAGCCUCUUAGUAAUCAGUGCAUUGGAGUACUUGAGAUCAUAGGGGAUAAGAAGGGAAGCUUCUCUCAAGAUUUUGUUCAAAUGGUCUAUGAGAUGCUCAAUAAGGUGGACUUGAGAUCAUCAAACAUAUAUGGCCACCCCGACAAGAAGCAGGGCCUUAGAGGGCUAGAACGCGCCCUAAAAGAGAUCGAGGAGCAGUUGAGUUUUAUAUGCAGAACACAUCAAUUACCUCUAGCUCAGACAUGGCUACCUAUCCUUGACGGAAGCAAUGUUGAAAGAUUCACGACCACAGAGGAACAGUUCUGCAUAUGCACGUCAGCUGGCUACGAGUUCAGAGCUGCUUGUGAUAUGUUUCACUUAGGGAAGAGUCAGGGGGUUGUUAGUAAGGCCUUUUUAACCCGUAGUUCAUGCUUCUGCAGUGACAUCACACAGUUAAGCAUGACUGAGUACCCCUUGGCACAUGUGGCACACAGAGUUGGAUUACAUAGCUCGUUUGCUAUAUGUUUGCAAAGUUCCUACACAGGGGACUAUGUAUACCUAUUGGAGUUCUUUUUACCCCAAGAUAACAAGUCAGAUUGCAGGAGUCCACAAACCAUAUUGAAUAUGCUAUUGGCCUCGAUGAAGCGACAAUUUCGAAGUUUCAAGCUUGCUUCUGGACAAAAACUGGGAGAGAAAUUAUCUGUUGAAAUUAUACCUGUUCCUUCAGAUGAUGGACUCAACUCUUUUGAGAUAUGCCAUAGUGUGAAACCUUUAUCUGAUAUUGAAGCAGUAGCACAUCCGGGAAAAAUAGAGUGGUUUGACCCAUUAAACAGAUUACUGAAAUGUGGAAAUACAGUAAAUAUCUGUCCUAAAAAUAUUGAUCUAACAACAUCAUCAAGAACUGCUAACACUACAACAAAACUAACAAAUGUGAGGGUGCUAACUAAUAGAGCUGUUUCCAAUAGCUCUGAGGAAGAAAGCAUGAUGAAAAUAUCCGAAGGACACCACAGAAUUAACAGUGUAGUGCUUCAACAAUUAGUUGGCGCAAAAGUUGGCACUGAAACCACUCUUGCCAGCCAAUCUGCUCCAAAUAGUCUUGGCACAAAGCAUCUUGAAAUUAACGGCAUGAAUUGCUCCAGUGAUCAUCUUGAAUCUGCCAAGGUUGCUGAUAGACAUUGUGAAGAAUCCAGUGGAGGUGACCAGUCAUGUCGCGACACCACAACUUCCUUGACUCAUGCUGCAAAGCCUACCACACAAGCUGCAGGAGUGCAGAACGAAAGCAUCAUUCCAAGAAAAUGUCCAAAUUUUCUACUCUCUGGGGUUCGUGCUGAUGAUCUAGAAAGGUUAGCCAAGGUGUCUAAGCUUUAUGAUCGUGAGGAGCUCCAGGUUUGAGCUCUUUCCAAACAAUUACUGAUUUUCUAACAGUAUCAUUAAGUCAAAAUUGUUGAUUGAUGCACAUGAUUUACGUUGAUUUGAUUUGAUUACUCUAAGUCAGCCAUUUGUUAGUGGACAGGUUGUGUUCGUACUAUUUUUCCGUUCCGGUUUCCUAGUACCUGCCACUGUACUGAUUAUUGAUAUUGCUUUUUCCAUUUAUUUUUUCUGAUUCUUAGCUCGCUGGUACUAUCUUUUUGGUAUAUGUUGUUUUUACUGUUAUAUCGUCUCAUUUCAUCUUCUUCUGCCUAGGAUCUAUCGAAAAGAACCUCUCUACCCCCAGGGUAGGGGUAAGGGUUGCGUACACUCUACCCUCCCUAGACCCCACUUGUAGGAUUAUACUGGGUUGUUGUUGUUGUUGUUGUUGUUGUUGUACUCUAAGUCAGACAUAGAUUUGGAGAUAUUGAUAUCCUAGGUGAAAAGUUCAAAUAUGGUGAACUUUGGCAACCAUUGGUUUAUAGAUUUGAGAGAUGAUUGGAGGGAUGGAUGACGAUACUUGUCAAAAAGGGGAAGAAUCAUGCUAUAAGUUCUUACAUUACCUUAUCAAAAAAAAAAUCAUGCUAUAAAAUUGCAAUUCCAUUUUCGGUGGGUAAGUUUGAAAGCUAAUGAGAGACUUCUGACAAGAGUGGGUUGCUCAAGUGGUGAGCACCCUCCACUUCCAACCAAUAGGUUGUGAGUUCGAGUCACCCCAAGAGCAAGGUGGGGAGCAGUGUUUUUAAGAGCGAGAAGCGCA
Nicotiana tabacum (common tobacco) is the source of this 2885-nucleotide messenger RNA. Lineage: Eukaryota; Viridiplantae; Streptophyta; Magnoliopsida; Solanales; Solanaceae. The record is from RefSeq and is a predicted model, not a curated record.